Molecule: messenger RNA, 540 nt
Organism: Staurois parvus
Lineage: Eukaryota; Metazoa; Chordata; Amphibia; Anura; Ranidae
Source: the annotation of a GenBank genome assembly
CCCUCCCAAUCAUUGGAUUCAGGUGUUCCAAUCCCCUCACAAUCAUGUGAUUCAGGUGUUCCAAUCCCCUCCAAUCAUUGGAUUCAGGUAUUCCAAUCCCCUCCAUAUCAUGUGAUUCAGGUGUUCCAAUCCCCUCCCAAUCAUGUGAUUCAGGUGUUCCAAUCCCCUCCAUAUCAUGUAAUUCAGGUGUUCCAAUCCCCUCCCAAUCAUUGGAUUCAGGUGUUCCAAUCCCCUCCCAAUCAUUGGAUUCAGGUGUUCCAAUCCCCUCCCAAUCAUUGGAUUCAGGUGUUCCAAUCCCCUCCCAAUCAUGUGAUUCAGGUGUUCCAAUCCCCUCCAUAUCAUGUAAUUCAGGUGUUCCAAUCCCCUUCCAAUCAUUGGAUUCAGGUGUUCCAAUCCCCUCCCAAUCAUUGGAUUCAGGUGUUCCAAUCCCCUCCCAAUCAUUGGAUUCCGGUGUUCCAAUCCCCUCCCAAUCAUGUGAUUCAGGUGUUCCAAUCCCCUCCCAAUCAUGUGAUUCAGGUGUUCCAAUCCCCUCCCAAUCAU